AUCCAUAUUGAUACUGAUUGAUAAAAUCUACGCUUGCAGUCUGUGCCGCUUUAUGUUUCAGAGAUGGCUCCGUACAAAAGACGUGGCUUUUUCAACAUUGUGUUUCAAUUGUCCAUAACAAUUGGUAUUCUCUGCGCUAAUCUCGUCAAUUAUGUGACUCCUAUUUUGAUGAAAAACGGCCAAGCAUGGCGUGUUAGUCUUGGCGGCGCAUGUGUUCCUGCUGCUUUCAUCUUUAUCUCAGCUUUGUUUCUUCCAAAUACACCAAACUCUCUGUUAGAGAAAGGUCAGGAGCAAGAAGCUAAAGCCAUCCUUAAACGUAUCCGCGGUGCUACUCAAGACCACCAAAUUGAGAAUGAAUUUCAAGACUUGAUUAAGGCUUCUGACGAAGCUAAGCAGGUAGAGGAUCCGUGGAGAAAGCUUCUGAGGACACGCAAAUACAGGCCACAUCUGGUAAUGGCUGUACUAAUCCCAGCACUUCAGCAACUCACUGGAAUUAAUGUGGUCAUGUUUUACGCUCCAGUGCUGUUUCAAAGCAUUGGGUUUAAAGACGAUGCUUCCCUUCUCUCCGCAGUAGUUACUGGCAUUGUUAAUGUCUUGGCUACAUUUGUUUCUAUGUACGGAACUGAUAAAUGGGGAAGAAGGACUUUGUUUCUUGAAGGUGGACUUCAAAUGCUAAUCUUUCAGACUUUGGUAGCAGUGUUUAUUGGAUGGAAAUUUGGAACGACAGGAAUAGUGAAUAACUUACCAUCAUGGUAUGCAGUUCUAGUUGUGUUGUGCAUCUGCAUUUUUGUAGCAGGAUUUGCAUGGUCAUGGGGACCAUUAGGAUGGUUAGUGCCAAGUGAAAUCUUCCCGUUGGAAAUUCGAUCAGCCGCUCAGAGUGUUGUCGCAGCAGUCAACAUGCUGUUCACAUUUGCAAUCGCUCAAUUGUUCCUUCCGAUGCUUUGCGUCUUGAAGUUUGGAUUGUUCAUCUUUUUUGCCUUUUUUGUUGCGGUGAUGACUGUCUUCAUUUAUUUCUUCUUACCCGAGACGAAGAACAUUCCUAUUGAAGAAAUGUCGCAAAUUUGGAGGAAUCAUUGGUUCUGGAAGAGAUACAUGACCGAAGAACCUUCCAAACCCUGCAUCGCCAUAGUCUAGAUAUACUUUUAUCUUUACAACAGCGUUAUGUUAUAUUCAUUUUAUUCUUAUAGGUUAGUACACAGUU
Ricinus communis (castor bean) is the source of this 1201-nucleotide messenger RNA. RefSeq names its product sugar carrier protein C-like. Gene Ontology annotation, cellular component: membrane. The record is from RefSeq and is a predicted model, not a curated record. NCBI's taxonomy places the organism in Eukaryota, Viridiplantae, Streptophyta, Magnoliopsida, Malpighiales, Euphorbiaceae. Gene Ontology annotation, molecular function: monosaccharide transmembrane transporter activity. The coding region runs from base 64 to 1134 and encodes 356 amino acids. The transcript has 2 exons. Gene Ontology annotation, biological process: monosaccharide transmembrane transport.